Magnolia sinica is the source of this 1720-nucleotide messenger RNA. RefSeq names its product serine/threonine-protein phosphatase PP1-like. The record is from RefSeq and is a predicted model, not a curated record. Lineage: Eukaryota; Viridiplantae; Streptophyta; Magnoliopsida; Magnoliales; Magnoliaceae. The transcript has 4 exons. Gene Ontology annotation, cellular component: cytoplasm; nucleus. The coding region runs from base 271 to 1251 and encodes 326 amino acids. Gene Ontology annotation, molecular function: protein serine/threonine phosphatase activity.
AAAAUAGCCCAAAUUCUUCCCCACAGGAUGCAAUUCACGCGUUUUGAAACCUUCAACAUCAAACCAACCUUCCCCAAAUUCCAAAAUCACGAACCCCUUCGCUCCCACAUUCCCCAGAAUAAGAUCGGAUACGGAGAAAAUCGCAAUCCGCUCGUCUGCCAAACGAGGCGGGCGAAAUAACGAGAGACGACAUCAACGCCACCAUAUCCAUAAAAUCGUUUGAGAGGAAGCAGUUUUUUCGUUAUUUCUGCAAUUUUUUCUGGUAUUGGGAUGAUGAUGGAGAUGGAUAGGAUAAAUAGUGCUGUUUUGGAUGACAUCAUACGCAGGCUUCUGGAAGGGAAAGGAGGUAAGCAGGUUCAGCUUUCGGAGUCUGAGAUCCGGCAGCUGUGUGUCAACGCCCGGCACAUCCUACUCUCCCAGCCCAAUCUACUGCAGCUCCGCACCCCAAUCAAGAUCUGCGGUGAUAUACAUGGACAAUACCUUGAUCUUUUAAGGUUGUUUGAAUUUGGUGGUUACCCUCCGGCUGCAAGUUAUUUGUUUCUCGGGGACUACGUAGAUCGAGGCAAACAAAGCUUAGAGACCAUCUGUUUGCUUCUAGCCUACAAAAUAAAGUACCCCGACAAACUCUUUUUGUUGAGGGGGAACCAUGAAGAUGCGAAAAUCAAUAGAAUUUAUGGAUUCUAUGACGAGUGUAAAAGGAGAUUUAAUGUUCGACUCUGGAAGAUAUUCACUGAUUGCUUCAAUUGCUUACCUGUUGCUGCACUCAUCGAAGACAAGAUUCUUUGCAUGCAUGGGGGUAUUUCCCCAGAGUUGAGUAGUCUCUCUCAAAUAAGAGACAUUGAAAGGCCCACUGAGAUUCCAGAUAGCGGUCUCCUAUGUGAUUUGCUAUGGUCCGAUCCUAACCAUGAUAUUAAAGGGUGGGGAGAUAGUGAUAGAGGGGUAUCAUGUACCUUUGGAGCUGAUGUGCUUGCUGAAUUUUUGGACAAGAAUGAUCUUGACCUCAUUUGCCGUGGUCAUCAGGUGGUGGAGGAUGGAUAUGAGUUUUUUGGGCAACGGCGGUUAGUUACAAUAUUUUCAGCCCCAAACUACGGUGGCGAGUUUGAUAAUGCAGGUGCUUUAUUAAGUGUUGAUGACUCACUAGUCUGUUCAUUUGAGAUCUUGAAACCAGCUGAAAAGAAGUCGGCAUCGGGCAGUUCAAAUACACCAGCUGCCACAAAUAAGAAGGUUCUAAAAGGUGGAAAAAAUUUAUGAAGGACCACUGUUGUUUUCCAUGGAUGUGAUUCAACUCACAAGCAGGUUAGGUGAACUUGGUUUUGGAGGAGCUCGGAUUAUUUGUUUUUCAAUGGGUUAGCUUGGGAAGCUUUUCAACCCAACCAAUGGUGAUUAAGACCUCCACAAAGUCAAAGCUUUUCAAUUGUUAGAAAAUAUAUACAAUCUGUACAUUAAUGACGUAACAGUGUCUUCUGUAUAGCAAAAUGAAGAUGGUUUUUUUUUUUUUGUUUGUUUGUUUUUUGUUUUUUUGUUUUUUUUUUUUGUUUUUUUCUUGUUUGGUUUAUUAGAAUAAGACAGUUGGCUAGCUUCAAAGUGUCUUUUUGACCCUGGCCGCCGUUCUUGGUUUUGGUCAUUUUAUUGAGUUUGCAUUCUUUAACCCACGGUUGUAAUUUGAUGAUGUCUAUGGGUCAAAUGGUGGGAGCUUGAAGAUUUCAAGACGAGAUUCAGA